AUGUCUUCAUCUUUUGCGGCUGGACGGUUUACAUCUAUGUCUUCUCCAUCGCAAUCGCACCGCUUUUGUGGCCCUGCAGCCACCGCUACUGGCGGUGGAAGCUUCGAUACUUUGAACCGUGUAAUCGCAGACCUUUGUAACCGUGGUAAUCCCAAGGAGGGAGCUUCUUUAGCGUUUAGGAAACAUGUAGAGGAGGCAGCUUCAGGAAAUCAUGAGAUGACAGAAAAUGCUUCCACUCUCUUUAAUGUCCAUGCCCCUGAAUUCGUGGACGCGAUCUGGGUUGCGCUAAGGGAUCCCCAGUUGCAAGUGCGAGAGCGAGCUGUUGAGGCUUUGCGUGCCUGCCUUCGUGUUAUUGAGAAAAGGGAGACUCGAUGGCGAGUACAAUGGUACUAUAAAAUGUUUGAAGCUACACAGGAUGGGUUGGGGAGAAAUGCUCCAGUCCAUAGUAUUUCAUGGUUCCUUACUUGCUGUGGGGGAGCUGUUGAGCAUUCCUUCUUUGCUGCCAAUACAAGAUCGGCUUCUAGAUUGCAUUUCGUUGGUCAGCUCGAGCUGGGGGAAAGACGAAGGCGCCUUGUGGAAGAGAUUGUGGAAAAGCUUCUCAGGACAGCUGUUGCUGAUGCUGAUGUAACUGUUCGCAAGUCUAUUUUCGUUGCUUUAUAUGGAAACCAAUGUUUCGAUGAUUAUCUAGCUCAGGCUGAUAGUCUGACUGCCAUUUUUGCUUCCUUAAAUUAUGAGGAUUUUGAUGUCCGAGAAUAUUCCAUCUCAGUCGCUGGGAGGUUAUCUGAAAAAAAUCCAGCAUACGUUCUUCCAGCACUUCGUUGCCAUCUUAUACAGCUGUUAACCUAUCUUGAGCUGAGUGCAGAUAACAAGUGCAGAGAAGAGAGUGCGAAGCUCCUUGGUUGUUUAGUUCGAAACUGUGAACGGCUCAUUCUUCCAUAUGUAGCUCCUGUGCAAAAGGGUGGCUUGGUAACGAGACAAUAUAUUCCUGAGCUGAUGCCUUUGAUUGUUGAAGCAUUAAUGGACGGAGCUGCUGUAGCAAAACGUGAGGUGGCUGUUUCUACCCUUGGUCAAGUUGUUCAAAGUACAGGGUAUGUUGUGACUCCUUACCAGGAAUACCCGUUGUUGCUUGGCUUACUCUUGAAAUUGCUGAAGGGUGACUUAGUGUGGUCUACCAGACGAGAAGUGCUCAAGGUUCUUGGAAUUAUGGGCGCUCUGGAUCCUCAUGUGCAUAAGCGUAAUCAACAAAGCUUAUCAGGAUCACAUGGUGAAGUUGCUCGCGGCACUGGUGAUUCAGGUCAACCUAGUCCAUUGAUUGAUGAGCUACCUGUGGAACUCCGGCCAUCAUUUGCUACAUCUGAGGAUUAUUACUCAACGGUUGCUAUCAACUCGCUAAUGCGGAUUCUUAGAGAUGCAUCACUUCUUAGUUACCACAAAAGGGUUUUACCUGAGCUGUUUCACACUGUUCGCACUUCUGAUGAGAACUUGAAGGACUUUAUUAGAUGGGGUCUUGGGACUCUUGUUUCCAUCGAACGAAUACGACUGACUCUAUGUGAACUGUUAGCUAAUGUUAUCUUUCUACAGCACAUACGCAAGUAUCUGCCAGAGUUGCUCUCACUAAUCUCUGAGUUAUGGUCAUCCUUCACCCUGCCAGGUCCUGUACGCCCCUCACGUGGUCUUCCAGUUUUGCAUCUACUGGAGCAUCUUUGCUUGGCACUUAAUGAUGAAUUCAGAACUUAUCUUUCGGUCAUCCUUCCAUGUACACUUGAUGAGCACAUGCAUUUACUCCUUCCUGCCCUUAUUCGAUUGUUUAAAGUAGAUGCUCCUGUAGCUAUAAGACGGGAUGCCAUCAAAACUUUGACAAGAGUAUUACCGUGUGUUCAGGUUACUACUGGUCAUAUCUCCACCCUUGUGCAUCACUUGAAACUAGUAUUAGAUGGGCGACUGCCAGUCGAGGUUAUCAGGGAUCCCGUGAUUGAGAAUGAGAUCGAUCCUUUUGAAGAUGGAAAUGACAGAAACCAUCAGUCUACGGACAGCUGGAGAAGCUUCACAACGCAGCACCAAGGAAGAGAAUUGUUCGCCGCUGGCUUUGUUAGUUGCUGGGCACAGCUGAACGAGGCUAGCCAAAAGCAGUUAGUUAGAAGCUUGGAGACGGGUUUUUCAUCACCAAAUAUCCCUCCUGAGAUUUUGGCAACACUACUCAAUUUGGCAGAGUUUAUGGAACAUGAUGAGAAGCCUCUUCUCAAUACUGUACAUAGGCAGAGUUUAUGGAACAUGAUGAGAAGCCUCUUCCCAUUGAUAUUCGUCUCCUGGGGGCUCUUGCAGAAAAGGUUAUGCGUCAUGUACUCUCUAGUCAAAUCAGAUAUGUGCCGUGUUUAUGGCAAAGCGCUGCAUUAUAAAGAGAUGAUAUUUGAAGGUGCACGGUCCAGGAUGAUGGAUGCCAACCCAGUUGCUGUUGUCGAGAAUCAUAUACACAUAAAUAAUCAGUUGCACCAGCAUGGGGCUGCUGUCGGCAUCGUGACCUAUGCUCAACAACAUCUUGAUUGA
Molecule: messenger RNA, 2544 nt
Organism: Arabis nemorensis
Lineage: Eukaryota; Viridiplantae; Streptophyta; Magnoliopsida; Brassicales; Brassicaceae
Source: the annotation of a GenBank genome assembly